CUGCAUAGCCGGGGAGAUUUCCAGCCCUGAGAAUACAUGCAGCUGCGACAAGGACUACCACGGCACAAUAUGCAACCAAAUCUGGUGUCAAGGAAAACGACUCCAACUGGUUCUACCAUCUGCUCCAGUGGCAGGUAAACACGGCAUUGCCGCUUGUGACGCGAUUGAUAAAAGCAUCGGCGAGUGGACUAUAAUGCCCAAGCAGCUGCAACCGUGUGCGCAGACGUUUGUGCGGAGGUUGGGGCUGCAGUAUGCUGAGCACACGCCCCUGACGUCCUUCACGCAGGAAGGCAGAGUUCACGUGAGCAACGGCAUCUCCACGUGGGCCGCAAGCCUCGCGGAUCGUCAGCCUGUUUUCUGCCUGUUCCAGGAUGCGUGUACAUCAGGCAAGCUCGUCUGCAAUCCGCCGGCCAAAUGCACUAUCGCAGGUGCGUACUCUGCAACGUGUGUCUGUCCGGGAGGCGACCCACAAACAGCUGACAGGAACUGUGAUGUUCUGCCCAGCCUGAAGAGCCCGCAGCAGCAACACAGGUUCCACCGUCUUCUGUAUGGUGAAGGAGCUCUGCUGCGCUGUUCGUUCAGCGGCCGUGUACUAGAGGGCAUUGAGUGGGAGAACAGCGAUGCUAGCACGCCCCUUGACGGUCCCAAUGUUGCCAAGAAUACUUGGGUAUCGGCUGAUGGAGUCACCCAUAGCCAAGUCUUCUUCUCACCUAAAUCCAAUCUUACAUGGGUAUCGUGCUCUGCACGGAACUCUCGUGGCACUGUCCGCGCACUCCAUGUCGUGAUCGCCGAAGCGGCCAGCCAUGGCGAGUUUGGUGAAGCAGGCACGAAAUUGAGCAAUUCUGCAAAUGGGGCAUUGGCCGCCGUCUGCUCUUUACUGGGUAUUGCUCUGAUCGCCACCGUUAGCUUCCUUGUUGUCCAGAAGAAGUCACCUGAGCACAUUGAACAGAUGAAUCAGAUGCGUAUCAGGCUUCAAGGAAUUGUGAAGGAAAGUGUAGAGCAGCUGAAGAAAAGAACUCAGGAAUUAAGACAAGCAGCAUUUGCACAGCCGGUCCCCUCUGACCCAGACCCAGACCCGGAGCCAUGUCUGCCUCUCAAGAAGGGCCCAGUUCACGCUGUCCUGCAGCAAGAAGAAGAGGAUAUCUACAACAACGACAAUUCCAAUCACAACAUCUCUGUGCAGAUACUGGCCGGCAAGAAUGCAGCGGUGGCACGAGGGCCGGCCGUGGAGAACCAGGACAGCGUGGACUCCAACGGAAUUUACGACAACAUCCCGGCACAGAAGAGAAGCCCUCCGGCGGUUAAACAGGCCUCGGAGUCGAUCAAGCAGGACAGCGUCGACUCCAACGAAGUGUACGACAACAUACCCACGCUGAAGAAAAGAAAUACUGCCUCUGCCGCCGCCCCCGAACCAGCAUCGAGGACAGGCCACGCACCGCCAGUGCCAGCAUCGAGAGUGCCAUCAAAGGUACCAGCUGCCAAAGAAGCCAAGAGCGGCAGCAUCCCAGCAGCGGCCAAGGGAAAGAAGAGUGCGUCGGUGAAAAGAAGCGAGACAAAUGCGUCGAACUGCAGCACCCCGGUUACGGCUGGCGCCGCCACUGCAGCUGCUCAGGAUGAAGCGCUGUACGGCAAUGGCCAAGUCAUGUCCAUUGAUGAAGACGAGUACGGCAUCGUGGAUGCACCAUCGUCGCGCAUAGUGCCGAUACUGCCAGGCGAGAGAGAUCCUGCUCCAGUGCCGGGCAGUGCCGCUGGCAAAUCUCCGCGGGGCAGCGUUUGCAGCGAGUUGGGCCUGUUGAGUGACACUGCUUUCGCCCUUGACGCAAGCUCCGAUGAGAACGGGCGGAUCGCCAGACCAGCCGCACAGGACCCGUCAGAAAUUAUCUACAUGGGCGACAUUCUAGGCGAGGAGGAGUAUGGCAAUAUCGAAAUCUGCCGCCAGACCGAUGUAGAGGAGGAAAACUUGUACGAGCAGGACAUAGCCCAGCAUUGCAUGCUGCGGCAGAAGGAAAGCGUAGACAAUUGCAGCACGCUGCCGGGUAUCUACAGUAACACGUCGCCCAGGGGGAGCGUGUCCAGCGAAUGCGCCCUGCUGUGAGCUGCCAGGGAGAAACCGGGCCCAAGCCGUUCGCAGCACUACUCGUGACUACCUGUGUUGUGCACAGCCGCCGUCACCAACACCAAAUUGUGCUCUUCAAAGCUGGGCGACCCGUAGCGUGUGGACGGCGUGGCGUUCUACAGCUGCGUUUGUCCGUCAGCUCGGUAUGCUGGCUGCUUCUCGGUCGCCAUGCCAACAACUCUUGGUAGGUAGUCUGAUGACGUAAUCAAAUGUUUGCUGUCGCGGAGAGCAGUCCAAUGCCGCACACACAAAUACAGUACACAACUGCAGCUGUCUAUACAGUUUAAACCGUUAUGAAGUAUGACGUCUACUCCUCAGUUAUUAUAUUUUAUUCUCCUAUUCCCGUUGAACACUCGUGCAUUUUCUUAUGCUUGCAAUUGUACUACAUCGCUAAUGCCACAAUUUGAUUUGCCCCCUAAUUGCCGCUCAGGUAUCUAUCCCCAAGGCCUUUGCAAGGUGUGUAGCCUUCUCCUUGGCCUCUCAAC
This is a messenger RNA of Sycon ciliatum, 2601 nucleotides long. RefSeq lists its product as uncharacterized. NCBI's taxonomy places the organism in Eukaryota, Metazoa, Porifera, Calcarea, Leucosolenida, Sycettidae. Bases 194 to 2095 code for a protein of 633 amino acids. The record is from RefSeq and is a predicted model, not a curated record. The transcript is spliced from 8 exons.